CCGGUCCAACCUUCAGUCCAUCAAGAUGGCUCAGAGAGGUGGGCAGACAACUGGAGACCUCAGGCGAUCAAGUGGGAACAGGAUGUUUCUGGUGAUGAGAAGGGGCCAGGGCGAAGAGGCAGGAGCAGAGGGAUCCUCUUCUCCUGUCUCCAUCUAUGCCCUUGACCACCCUCCCAACACCAGAGACAGGUCUCAUCUGUGCUAUGUCUUUGAAGGUCCAUGGAGCUGCAUGGGUCACAGGCCCUGAGCCAACAGGCUGAGCUGAUCUCUCGACAGCUCCAAGAGCUGCGGCGAUUCGAGGAUGAGGUCCGGGUCCUGCGGGAGACCUCACUACAGCAGAAGAUGAGGCUGGAGGCCCAGGCCAUGGAGCUGGAGGCUCUGGCACGGGCAGAGAAGGCUGGCCGAGCUGAGGCCGAGGGCCUGCGUGCUGCCUUGGCUGGGGCUGAGCUUGUCCGAAAGAACCUGGAAGAGGGGAACCAGCGGGAACUGGAGGAGGUUCAGAGGUUGCACCAAGAACAGCUCUCCUCCCUGACAAAGACUCACCAGGAGGCUCUUUACAGUUUGACCAACAAAGCUGAGGGCUUGGAGAGGUCUCUGAAUAGUCUGGAAACCAGGAGGGCAGGGGAAGCCAAGGAGCUGGCCAUGGCCCAGAAGGAGGCUGAGCUGCUGCGGAAGGAGCUGAGCAAGACUCAAGAGGACUUGAAGGCGCAGGUGACCUUGGUUGAGAACCUAAGGAGAUAUGUGGGGGAGCAAGUCCCUCCUGAAAUCCACAGCCAGACAUGGGAAUCAGAGCGACAGGAGCUUCUAGAAAAUGUGCAACACUUGCAGGAGGCCCGGGACGGCCUGCAUACCACGGUGGAGCUGCUGCAGGUGCGAGUGCAGAGCCUCCUGCACAUCCUCACCAUGCAAGAGGAGGAGCUAGCCAGGAAGGUUCAACCUUCAGAUUCCCUGGAGCUGGAAUUCACCAGGAAGUGCCAGGCCCUGCUGAAACAAUGGCGGGAGAAGGUGUUUGCCCUCAUGGUGCAGCUAAAGGCCCAGGAGCUGGAGCACAGAGGACAUGUGCAGCAGCUGAAGGGACAGUUGACAGAGCUCCAGGAAAUAACUGCAGCCCAGAGUCAGGAGCAGGCCAUCCUGCAGCGUUCCCUGCAGGACAAAGCCGCAGAGGUGGAGGUGGAGCGGAUGGGUGCCAAGGCCUUGCAGAUGGAGCUGAGCCGGGCUCAGGAGGCCCGGCAGCGGCAGGAACAGCAUAGUGCCAUGACUGAGGGGCACCUGAAGCUUGUGGCCGGUGCUGUCAGCAGCUUUCAGACCUGGCUCCAGGACACCGCGGCUGAGGUGGAACAGGCUGCAGCCCGGCUGCCCAGCCUCAGCAGCCGAGUCAGCUAUGCUGUCCGCAAGGUCUACACCAUUCGGGGUCUAAUGGCUCGAAAACUGGCCCUUGCUCAGCUGCGCCAGGAGAGCUGCCCUCUACCCCCACCAGCCAUGGAUGUGAACCUUGAGUUGGAGCAGCUGCGGGAAGAACGGAACCGUCUGGAUGCAGAACUGCAGCUGAGUGCCCACCUCAUCCAGCAGGAGGUGGGCCUGGCCCAGCAGCAAGGGGAGGCGGAGCGGCAGCGGCUAAGUGAGGUUGCCCAGCAGCUGGAGCAGGAGCUGCAGCGGACGCAGGAGUCCCUGGCCAGUGUGGGGUUGCAGCUGGAAGCGGCCCGCCAGGGCCAGCAGGAGAGCACAGAGGAGGCUGCCGGUCUCCGGCAGGAGCUGACCCAGCAGCAGGAGCUUUGUGGGCAAGCUCUGCAAGAGAAGGUGGCCGAAGUGGAAACGCGGCUACGGGAACAGCUCUCAGAAACAGAAAGGAGGCUGAGUGAGGCUCGGAGGGAACAGGCCAAGGCUGUAGUCUCCCUGUGCCAGAUACAGCACAAAGCCACCUGGGAAAAGGAGCGGAGUCAAGAGCUCAGACGUCUGCAGGAGGAGGCCUGGAAGGAGGAGGGACUGCGGCUGACCCAGCGCUUGCAGCAUCUGGAGAGGGAUAAGGACCUCAUGCUGGCCACCUUGCAGCAGGAAGGUCUCCUCUCCCAUUACAAGCAGCAGCGACUCUUGGCAGUUUUGCCUUCCCUACUGGAUAAGGGGAAAUCUGUGGAGCCCAGCCUCAGGCCCUCAGGGUCUCCAGCUUCUCUACUUCCAGCAAUGGCACCCUCUUCCAGGGAGUCCAUAAAAGGAUCCCUCUCUGUCCUGCUUGAUGACCUGCAGGGCUUGAGCGAGGCCAUUUCCAAAGAGGAAGCUAUUUCUCAAGGAGACAACCAGAACUCUCCUGCAACAGUCUGCCAGUGAGGAGCAGAGUAUGCUGGGCAUCUAGGAGCUCCAGGGGGUCAGAAGGAUCUUGGAGAAGUGGUAGGGGUUGGGGGGUGGGGAUCCAGCCCUGUCUUCUUUCCUAUCCAGCUGCCCUUGGGGACAACUGGCCACCAACAUGUCUGAAUUCUCUUGUGGCUCAAUAAAGAUGAUGACAGUGGGAGCCAUUGUUUGAACAUGUUGUCUUGGGAAUCUAAAGGAAUUCUCCCUGCAGCCAUCUCUUCCCAGGGAAUGUGAGGGGGGUGCCACCCAGAUCUAAUGGUACCUUUUUCAAAAUUCCUUUCCUGGCUGCUUGGGAAGUGUUUUUUUGAGAAGCUGCA
This is a messenger RNA of Manis javanica (Malayan pangolin), 2660 nucleotides long. RefSeq names its product coiled-coil alpha-helical rod protein 1 (gene CCHCR1). The record is from RefSeq and is a predicted model, not a curated record. Gene Ontology annotation, biological process: cell differentiation; protein export from nucleus. Gene Ontology annotation, cellular component: centriole. NCBI's taxonomy places the organism in Eukaryota, Metazoa, Chordata, Mammalia, Pholidota, Manidae.